Ailuropoda melanoleuca (giant panda) is the source of this 1334-nucleotide messenger RNA. RefSeq names its product ankyrin repeat domain 37 (gene ANKRD37). Gene Ontology annotation, cellular component: cytoplasm. Lineage: Eukaryota; Metazoa; Chordata; Mammalia; Carnivora; Ursidae. The record is from RefSeq and is a predicted model, not a curated record. The transcript is spliced from 6 exons. Gene Ontology annotation, molecular function: protein binding. Bases 131 to 1117 code for a protein of 328 amino acids.
AGAGUUCACUCGUUUCCUGGUUACGUGCGCGCGAGCAGAAACGAAAACCUUCGCCCGCGACUCCCGCUUCUCCACAGGGACCGAAGGGCUGGGCACGCCAGUGUGAGACGUGUCAAACUCAGCGCGCCUCAUGGCCGCCGCUGGCGCCCCACCGCCCGGCGCCCUCGGCGGCGCACGCGCACUGGGGCUCCGCGGGGGGGAACUUCGGGCCCCGCCCCGAGGUGGGCCGGCCUGGUGCCUCCCGGCUGGCCAAUCGGCUGGCGAACCGCGCCUCUCCCCACAGCGGGCUUCGCGGGGGCACGUGCCAGUGUUUGUGUACGUGCUGCUCCCGCAGGGCGGGGAAAGGCCCGGCCGCGCAGGGGUGAGGGGGCUGGGGCACGGCGGCGAGGGGCGGCGUCCUGGCCCCGACACCAAAUCCUCCCGCGCUCGGGCAGGCUGUGCACUCCUACCUGCUCGUCCGCAGCGUCUGCCCCGCCGCUCUGCACUCCCACGGCCUCGUGUCCUCUGCUGCAAGCGGAAGAUGCUGUUGCUUGAUUGCAACCCCGAGGUGAGACGCGGGGCCCUUCCGUCCUGCGGCCUUACCUUUCCGGGUGUCUGUCUGCUCGAGCAGAGCACGAGCGAGGGGGACCACUGCCCACUGAGCGCUGCCGAGUCAAGUCUCUUCAGAGUGGACAGUCUGAAGCACCUGCUGGAGGCCGGGGCCUCGGUCAACGCGCCCCCGGAUCCCUGCGAGCAGUCGCCUGUCCAUUUGGCCGCAGGUGGCGGCCUGGCUUGCUUGCUUCUGUGGCAGCUGCAAACCGGAGCUGACCUCAACCAACAGGAUGUUUUUGGAGAGGCUCCACUACACAAGGCAGCGAAAGUGGGAAGUCUGGAGUGCCUCAGCCUGCUUGUAGCCAGGGAUGCCCGAAUUGAUUUAUGUAAUAAGAAUGGACAAACAGCUGAAGAUCUUGCUUGGGCCUGUGGAUUUCUAGAAUGUGCCAGGUUUCUUACAACAAUUAAAUGUAUGCAGACAAUAAAAUCAAGUGACCAAUCCGAUAGAGAUCAUUGUGUUCCAGUGCUCAGACAGAAACGAAGUUUUGGAAGUGUAGAAAAUACAACUGGAAAAAGGAAGUGUUGAUUCAUGUUGGUUCUGAGAAGGUUUGAAGAAAGCCUUCACUCUGUGCACAUCUACUGCUCAGCUACAAGCUAUGGCUUUUGGCUCACCAGGUGUAUCUCAGCUCCUUCUAAGAAGGAGGAAAACUUUCUUCUAAGUGAAGAUAACAUUUAAGAAUACGUGUGUUUACAUGCCUGUAAUAUUUUGGUUGUGCAUGCUUUGUCUUUUAUUAAAGAAUGUC